Molecule: messenger RNA, 594 nt
Organism: Grammomys surdaster
Lineage: Eukaryota; Metazoa; Chordata; Mammalia; Rodentia; Muridae
Product: formin-like protein 5
Exons: 1
Coding region: 1-594 (197 amino acids)
Source: RefSeq, a predicted model, not a curated record
AUGCUCAGACCAGCCAGCAAGACAAAGACCGCAAGUGCCCCGGCCCACAGCUCUAGACAGGCGAGGAUCGAGUCUCCUCGAGUGGGCCCACUCCCAGAGCAGGGAGUCUCACUCGAGGAUGGAGUCCCCACAGCGUCCCCGGCGAGAUCCGGGUUCCCCCGCAUCGCCCCCGCCCUGAGCCCAGCGCGGGUCCCCCGAGCCCCUCCCGGGCCCCCGCGCAGCAGGCCCGCGUCCCGUGCGUGCAGAUUCCAGCGUGCCCAGGAACAGCCACGUCGUCCUGAGUGGACCCCAAAACCCCCGGCCCGCGGUCCCAGACGCACCCUGAUACCCACCCGGGUCCCGCCGCGAGAGCUGGACACGCGCCGGCUCCAGGAGCCACCACCACCGCCGCCGCCACUGCCGCCGCUGCCGCCGCCGCUAGCGAGGCGCGGCGGGGAGGGGAUGUGGAGAGGCCGGCCUCGCUCCGCCUCCGCUCCGCCCCCGAUCGCCUCGCUCCGCCCCGGGACCCAGCCCCACGCAGCCGGGAACGCCGCGCCCAGCCUCCAACCUGGGGUCUCGCGUAUCCGUCGACCCGUGCUCCGGGCUCUCUGCUGA